Messenger RNA from Anoplophora glabripennis (Asian longhorned beetle), 8623 nucleotides. Its product is annotated as small subunit processome component 20 homolog. NCBI's taxonomy places the organism in Eukaryota, Metazoa, Arthropoda, Insecta, Coleoptera, Cerambycidae. Bases 63 to 8192 code for a protein of 2709 amino acids. The transcript is spliced from 14 exons. The record is from RefSeq and is a predicted model, not a curated record. Gene Ontology annotation, cellular component: 90S preribosome; nucleolus; small-subunit processome.
UGUGAACUUCAACUUAAGUGAUUUUAUUUUAUAGAAUAGUGUAAAUUUGUUAUAUCCACAAGAUGAAAAAUAAAUCUGUACGCCACAAAGAAUUAAAUACUUUUAAGUUUAUACCAUUUUCCGAGCGCAUAUCUAAUAUCGAUGUGGAUAUUUUCCAUAAAGUUGGUCAUGAAUAUGAGACACAAACUGAGGAAAACGAGUCUUAUUUUUACCAGGCUAUCGAUAAAUGGAAUGUGUUGAAUUUAAGUGAAGGUUAUGAAGCAUUUCGUAAAGAGAUACGAGCAAAUGGUUAUAUUACGUUACCUCAAGUAUUGCACUCUAAGGAUCAUAUAAUUGAAGUGUUAACUAAGCAUUUAAAACUGAAAAACCCUUUGUGUCUUCAACCCUUGUUAGAGAUCGUUGUAGCAGUAGCAAAAGAUUUACAAAGGGAGUUCUAUCAGUAUUAUCCACAACUUCUAGAAAUACUAAUUGAGCUGUUAAACACCAAAGACGCAGAACAAUUGGAAUGGACUUUUACAUGUCUUGCUUAUUUAUUUAAAUUUCUUUCGAGAUCAUUAGUGAAAGAUAUAAACAACGUUUUUAACACCCUCCUUCCGUUGUUGUCUGAUAAUAAGCCUGACUAUAUAAAUAGUUUUGCGGCUGAAAGUUUUGCUUUUGUCGCAAGAAAAGUCCGAGACAGAAAAGCAUUUCUUACUUUGUUGUUAAAGGCGGUGAGGAGCAAACAAGAUGGCGUUGCGGGUUGUGGGAAAUUACUUUUUCAUGUCGUUAACGGAAUCGACGGCCACUUUCAUAGUUCCGCUGAAACGAUGCUUCCGUUUUUAUUCUUGUCACUGUUCGAUGAGAAGUUGCCUCAAAUUGUUCUCUUCGAAGUUUUGGAGCAAGUUAUAGCAAACAUCGUCGUGAACAUUCAUCCUCAGAAAGGUCUGUUGUUGUGGUCUGUUUUUAUAAAAAUUUUAGAGAACCUUACCGAAACAUUGCGAGCAAAGCCAGAUGAAAAGGUUACUACGAAUAUUGAACUGACAUUGAAACUGGUAGGUCAAAGUAUUGAGUAUAAAGGAGGGAAGUUUCUGCAGGAUCCUGUGCCGUUAAUUCAAAGUUUAAUAAAAUUAUUAAAUUGCAGUGAGCUUACGGAACCCGUUUUGUUAAUCGUAGCUCAAAUUGGUAUUGUACUGUUGCUCUCAAAGCAUAUUAGAAUACCACAAGAACACGCCUCGGGUUUAAUUAGAAAAUUAUUGUCUCUUCCCCACAAAUCGGUACUGUUGUAUUUCAUCGAUCAAAUCAGUGAAUAUGCAUCAUUCGAAGCCUUAAUCUUGCCGAGUUUCUUGAAGUAUUGCCUGAAAAAUAAUUUGGACUUUGAUUGUUUUCGUUCCUUGACAAAGCUCGUGUUAAAAAAAUCACCGCUCUGCGAAAGCGGCAUAAAACUGGACGAAUGGAAUAAGUAUCCGCUGGAUUUUAAAGAAAAUAACCAACAAAUUAUAAACGUUUUAAAAGAUUUUAUAACCGUAAGUGACGUAGUUCCAGGAAAUUUUGAAAAUUACUUUUGCAGUUUGAUUUGUUUGCCGCAUUUGAACAUUAAAGAAAACACAGAAUUAUCGGAAAUAUUGAAGAGUAAUACAAAUUCCUUGAUCGAAAGGAUAAAAGGCAACGAUGAUGAAAGACAGUUAAAAAAAUUAUUAUUUGUACUUAACGGUACGGUGGAAUGUUUGAUCCAUUUAUCGGGAAGUGCCGUGGUAGCCACAAUUUUCAAUGAAAUUGCUGAUUGUUUAUUGAACUUGGCACAAAAACCCCAGUUUAUUGUCAGUUUGAAGCUUUUAAGUUUAUGUUUUACAACGUUGAGGAAUAAUAGAGAUUUAAUCACAAUGGAGACGUUAAUGAAAAUUAAUACAGCUUUGGAGAAGAAUUUUAGUUCCCCCUUUCACGAGGUUCGUUUGCUGACGUCUCACAUUUACACCUUCUUCGACACCCUUUCAGAAUUUAAAUUAAGGCACUCCACAGACCCGGAAGUAAAAGCAGAAGCCUGGAGAGUGUUUUCUAUUAUUUACAACGUCGAAUCGAUAGAACCUCACGUUCACACGUACCGAGAUCAGUUACAAAAUCUCGAAAAACUUUCCUUCGACAAACCGCAGAUGCUGAUGUGCCAACAAACGGAUUUCAAGACCAUACCGCUGAGGUAUUUAUGCGGUACGCUGUAUAUAAAUUUCCAGGUCUUGUGGGUACCCAUCACAAAAAUUAUUACCUCGCACGCGAAGGGCUCGGAAGUAAAUAUUUUUUGGGUCGUGUUCGGUGAGGAAUUGAGGAACGUUUGCGAUAACGUUAAAAAUCCCAAGGAAAUAGCCGUCACCGAUCUCGAAGGAAGCACGUGCGAUUUUUUGGUGGAGAUGUUCAGAGAAAGUCAGAAAUUGAACGUGAAGCCUGAUUUCACUAAUUACCGACUGAUGCUGUGGAAGGCGAUGUCUAUGUUUCCCGAAGUAGCGGAGGCUAAAACUAGGGACGUUUCGGAACUGUUCCUGGAUUUCGUGGGGACAGAAUAUAUGAAAGCCAACUCCGAUGUUGGUUUGGUGUGUAGCAUUAAGGAAAACUCUAAAGAACACAUCAACGAUGAAGAAGCCAACGACUUAGAAGACCAAGAUGUGUUAAGAGAAACUUCAAAUGCUCCGUCGAGACCUAGAAACAAAGCAACCAUAAGGACACUUCUGUGUAAAUUAAACGUGUUCUCUCAAAUCCGAAGCCCCAUGUCCAUGUACCGCGAACCCGACCUGUACAAACUCUACUUCGACCUUCUACAACACAGAGACGCCAACAUUCAAAAGGCCGCCCUGGAUUGCAUCUUAACUUACAAACACAAAUACUUAACACCUUACAAACAGAACUUAUAUAACUUGGUCGACGACAAAAAUUUUAAGAACGAAAUAACCACAUUCCGUGUAGACAAAGAGAGUAACGUUAUCGUUCCAGAACAUCGACAGAAUUUGAUCCCCGUUAUAAUGCAAAUAGUGUUCAGCAAAAUGAGCGCCAAAACCGGUUUAAGAACCGGAGGCAAAGCGUCCAGUCAACUGAGGCGAAAUCUCGUCCUGAGGUUCCUAGCGGGAUGCGAGGAAAGCGAGAUGUUGAGCUUCGUGGAGAAAGCUUUCCGGUUUUACGGGAAAUUCCUCCAUAACGACCCCGAAAUACUAGUCGGUUCCAUAGUUAGAGACCUGGAUCUUGAAAAAUUUAUCCCGCCGAAGAGGCUACAAAGCACGGUUAAUUUAUUGAACGUGAUUUUGGAACAAUUUGGCGGCUUGAUGGGCGAUAAGCUUCUGAGUUACCUCCUCGACAUCGUUCUCGUCGUCGGGGCCUUAGUCAAAGCGGCGUUCGACAGAAACGAGCAGAUACACGCCGGAUUCCUACCGAUAUUACGAAACGUACGAACGUCCUGCGUAAAAAUAGUAAGCAGGUUUUUUGAGCACUUCGAGAGGUACCCCUGGUCCAACAAGCAGAUCAACGCGAUAUUCACCGCGUUCGUCUGGCCCUACUUGGACAAGUUGAACGUUGAGGGCAUCCACAGCCCGACGACUCUGUUGAAGUUGUUUUUGCAGUGGGGUUCCAACCCCAGGUACUUUCCGUUACUCGUCAAACACGAGGAGGGAAACGCGGACCGAUAUGUGUUACCCCACGUGGUGCAGUUACUGUUGAACGAAAAGAGUCACGUCACCGUCGUAAACGCUAUCGAGGAAAUGCUGGAAAAGAUGUUAAGUCUGCAGCCGGACGAGGAAGAUCGGCGGUUAGCGAUACCCGUCGAUAAUUUGUUGCCGGUCCGAGCGGAUAUCUUGAAGAAAAUCGGGGUGAUCGACCAGUUAAAUUACGGCAGCUGCGUUUUGCUUCCGCACGUCCCGCGGGUUCUUGACAAGAUCAAGAGGAAACUGGCGGGUAAAUCGAAGAACUUGAACCAGAGGGAGUUGUUCGUUCUGUCGAGGGUAUCGGAGCUGGUUUGGGAAGCCGAUAUAAGCGACACGAUUUUGCAGCUGCUUCUCCCCGUCGUUUUGAAAAAAUGCAACGGUCCUGUCGGCGAGGAAGUUGUCCUGAAGUUCCUCACCACGAUACUGAAUCUAACCAAGAACGUUGACAAGCCUGAGAUUCAUUUGAAGGAAAUAUCUCCCUUGUUCGGGGAAAUAUCGUUCCCUUCGUGCAGGAAGAUUUUGACACAAGUGUUGGAUAUCGUAGCCGGUAAAUCGAACGACGAAAACCUCAGGAUCGCUUCCGAACUGAUACAAGAACUAAACGCGUGGGAUUGCAAGUGGAUCGAUCAACCGGACUUCGAAAGACGGCACAACGCGUUUAAAAAGGUUCAGGAACUCAUCGCCGAGGAUAAAAUAGAAAUACGACUCGGCGUAUUAUUAAUUCAUAACCUCUACUUUUCGUUGAAGAACGAGAAAGACUUGUCGUUACGCGAGAACUCGACCCACACCUUAAAACUAAUCUGCCCGGCUCUGAUCAACAAACACCAAAACGUACACAAACAUAUCGACUAUAUUUUAAACGACACCAUUUUCACGCUUAUCAGAAGCGGGAUGAAAAAUUCAAAGAGCGACAUCCGCAACGACUGCAUUUCGUUACUCGGACACCUGGCUAGGGAGUGUCCGGAAAGCCACUUCAUCUUGAGGGACCUGCACAAGUACACCAACAAAAUGGACUUGGAAGUGGACUUCUUCGAGAACCUGACGCACCUGCAGAUUCACAGACACGCCAGGGCCCUCCUGAAGUUCUGUCAGAUCACGAAGGAGCAGGUCGCACCGCCGAAUCCAAGAACUUUAACACAGUUCGUCCUUCCUCUAGCCUCGUUUUACUUGUGCGCCGAGAAGUACUCGUCGAAGAACAGUAUCGUGGACGCCGCAAUCGAAACUAUAGGCGUCGUGUGCAGGAUCUUACCGUGGCAUCAGUACGAGGGCCUCCUCAAGUAUUACCUGACCAGACUGAGGUACAAAGUCGAGUACCAGAAGCAGCUGGUCCGGCUCACGGUGGCUAUUUUGGAUGCUUUCCAUUUCGACCUCAGUAAAGGUCAUCCGAGCGAGGAGGGCGCGGGAAUUAACGCGGAAGUACUAGUGCAGGCAGGGCAGAAGGAAGAAGAGGAAAAGAGAAACGAUGAAAACGUUAAUGAAGUUGAUGUGGAUGAAGAAUUGAAGAUUGACGACACUGAAGACGUUGAAGAAGAGGAAGAUGGGGAGAACGAACAAGGCGAUGCCGGUGAAUUAGUGAAGAUUUGCGAGAAAACUGCGGUGUUGUGCAAGUCGACGGCCACUAGAGUCAUCAGGACCAUCCAGUUGGUACUUUUACCUCAGCUACACAAAUCGUUAGCGGAACUGACGCACCACGAUUCCUCUCACAAACUAAACAGGAGGAAGACGGGGUCCGAGAGAGAAGAGGAAGAUCUGUUGAGGGUACCGAUCUCUCUGGCUGUCGUUAAGCUGUUGCAAAGGUUGCCCGUCCAAAUUCUCGAGUCGAAUUUACCGGGGGUAUUUUUGAAGCUGUGCACUUUCCUCAAGUCUAAGUUAGACAGCGUCCGGAGGACGGCUAGAGAGACUCUGCAGAAAAUAAUGUUGACGCUGGGGCCAAAGUACUUAAGCUUGCUGCUGGCCGAGAUAACGCCCCUGCUGACUAGAGGCUUCCAAGUUCACGUCCUGGUGUACACCCUACACGGGGUGCUCCAUUGCUUGAAAAACCUGUACCAGCCAGGCGACAUCGAUAAAAUACUACUGUCCGUGUUGAACCUCUGCACGGCGGAUCUCUUCGGAACGCUCUCCGACGAGAAGGAAGUGAAGAAAAUCACCGUGAAGGUAUUCGAGGCGAAGUCCACGAAAAGCUACGACACGCUCCAGAUCCUAGCUCAGUUCGUUACCCAGUCCUGCUUGCUGGACCUGCUCCUGCCGCUGAAACGAGUUCUAGAAACGUCGCACUCUUUCAAAACCACCCACAAGGCGCAGGAAGCUCUGAGAUACGUCGCCUUGGGCCUGGUGGACAAUUCCUUCGUCUCGGUAGAGUCGCUGCUGAAGUUCGCUUACGGCACCGCUUCCGAGAGCAUUCCCCAGUUGGUUACCGCGAAGAAAAAGUCGCUUACCGAGAAGGAAAGGGAGAAACUGCGAAGGGAGAAGGAGGACUGUUUUGUUAUUCCGAAAGUCCCGGGUAACAGGACCGCGUACAGGGAGCAGAACGUGAGGAUCUCGGCGCAGACCAACGCUCACUUGCUGGUGGAGUUUGGGCUGAGGCUGUGCUUUGUGAUGCUGAAGAGGGACAAGCUGAGGGAUGAGGACUAUAAGCCUUUCAUCGAUCCGUUCGUGGCGGUGUUUCAGAGGUGUCUCAAGUCUAAACACGUCAAGCUUAGCACCUUAACUCUUCAGUGCCUCAGCUGGACCAUGAGGUACGAUCUGCCCUCUAUGAGAGAGCAGGUCAAAUCGAUCACGAAGGACAUCUUUGCCAUCCUCCACAAGUACGCUUCGGCUGGAUUGAGCAAAGGCGACAACUUUGAUUUGGUCGUGGCUGCUUUCAAGGCGAUGGCCGUUCUUGUCAGGGACGUAAAACACCACACGAUCGACACAAACCAACUGAAAGCGUUACUCUUGUACGCGGAGCAGGAUAUGCACGAUCACGACCGACAGGCCACGGCUUUCACUCUGUUGAAAGCGAUAAUUGCGAGGAAACUAAUAGUCCCGGAGAUAAACGAUGUGAUGGAAAAAGUGGCGGAUCUCAGUAUAACCUCCGAGUUGAGUCACGUCAGGGAACAGUCCAGGGUGGUUUUCCAUCAGUUCCUAAUGGACUACCCCCUGGGGAACACCCUGGAAAAGCAUUUGGGGUUCUACGUUUCCCAGAUGAGUUACGAACUCCAAUACGGCAGAGAAUCGGCCAUUGAAAUGAUACGGACGCUGAUAAAUUCCUUCCCGUUGGACGUCUUGAAAACACACAGCGGGACGUUGUUAAUAACGUUGGGUGCCAGACUGGUUAACGAUGAGAUCCCCGAAUGCAGGAAAAUGAUCGCCGACGCGUUGUCUUCGAUGCUGCAGAAGUUGCCCAAGGCGGACCGGGACCCGCUUUUCGAAAUCGUUACGCUUUGGUUAAACGAUAAACAUGUGAGUCACCGUCGGCUCGCCGCACAGCUCUGCGGCCUCUUCGUGACCGUCGAGAAGAGCGAUUUCGAAAGCAGACUGGCCGUUCUCACUCCCCUACUACUGAAACAGUUCGGACUGAACAAUUCCCCGGGAAAGUUCGUCAAACUCAAAAAAGACGAUGAAUCGACAGACGCGGAAUACCAGCGAGUCAAAGACCACCACCUCUUCCAAGUUCUGCAGCUGCUGUUGAAAAUCUGCGCGCAGUGCCCUUCGUUCUUAAAACAAACGCACACCGUCGAAUCUCUGGCCUUGCACGUACAAACGUUGCUGGCGUAUCCGCACGACUGGGUAAGGUUAGCGGCGGCGCAGUUUCUCGGGUUCGUUUUAUCGGCUUUGGACAUCGAACGUUUGUCGUACUUGAUCGCCUUGAACGGAUCCGACGACGGUUACCUUUACAGCGACCCCGUCAACGCCGUGAAAUCUUUGACCUUGGACUUGUGCGAUCAGCUGCAAGCGGACGGUAUCAAAAGCGACUUAGCGGAGCAAGUCGUGAAAAACUUGGUGUUCGUCGCGAGGGUGUUGCCCAAAGCUUCCGACGGCGAUACGAAAAUCAGUCUGCUGUGGCUGACGAAACGUAUGCGGAAAGUGGUGAAUGCCGAGAUCGUCGCGAAUUCCACCAGCACCGUUCUGCGGACGGAAGUGUUCAAAUGGGUAGCGGGCGUGGGGAUGGCCUUGGAAGUUGAGGCUAUCAUGCCGGUUUUGCACCAUUUGCUGGCGCCGUUGGUGAGGGAAAUGAUUACGACGGAAGAGAAGAACGCCCCGCUCCGGCAGUUGUCCAAGGAAGUGGCGAAUCUCAUCAAGAAUAAAGUCGGCAUGGAGGCCUACACCUCUACUUUGUCGAGGCUGCAACGAACUUUAUCCGUGAAGAGGGCGGAGAGGAAAAGGAGCAGAACUCAGUUGGCGGUGACCAAUCCGGAAAUGUUCGCUAAGAAGAAGAUUAAGAGGCACGAGAAGAAGAAGGAGUCGAAGAAGAGGAAGUUGGCCGAGAUGAAGGGGACGAAGAAGAGUUUUAAAAAGAGGAAAGUUAUGGAGUUGGACAGUUCGGAGAUUAUGUGACGUUCGACGGGCGAAGUAGCGACGUUUCGUUCUUUCGAGGGAUUUUUAAAAGUAAGUGCGCGUUGACGGGGAUGUAACACAAAUAAGUGUAAAAAACGAAGUAUUUACGAGGAAAACAAACUAAUUCGUGUUAUUCCGUGAAAAUUUUUACCGUUUUCUUUGAAAAUUUUUUUAUUGCUCAAUUUUUCACCAAAAAAAUCUCAAAUAUUUCCAGCACUACAUAUAGUAUACAGCUGCGGACAAAAAAAGGUUUCCUAUUUACGUUUUUUGACCAGUUUUGUACUUGAAACAUUUUAUAUGGGAACAUUUUUUUGUCCUCGACUGUACAAAAGAUACAAAGAUUAUAGAAAAGUUGUGAUACUUAUGUUGUUAUUGAUUUUUAUUCAAAAUCAAUAAAGUAAAGAAAAAAGUAACUCUUUUUUAUUGAUACC